This is a messenger RNA of Knipowitschia caucasica, 588 nucleotides long. The record is from the annotation of a GenBank genome assembly. NCBI's taxonomy places the organism in Eukaryota, Metazoa, Chordata, Actinopteri, Gobiiformes, Gobiidae.
AUGCUUGUGUUCGUGCGUCGUUUGGCGACGGAUGGAGUCUGCAUCGCAGACGCCAUCGCAAACGCCAUCGCCGACGUUAUCGCAGACUCCAUCGCAGACGCCAUCGCAGACGCCAUCGCAGACGCCAUCGCAGACGCCAUCGCAGACGCCAUCGCAGACGCCAUCGCAGACGCCAUCGCAGACGCCAUGGCAGACGCCAUCGCAGACGCCAUCACAGACGCCAUCGCAGACGCCAUCGCAGACGCCAUCGCAGACGCCAUCGCAGACGCCAUGGCAGACACCAUCGCAGACGCCAUCGCAGACGCCAUCGCAGACUCCAUCGCAGACACCAUCGCAGACGCCAUCGAAGACGCCAUCGCAGACUCCAUCGUUGCACUCUUCAUUCAUUUCCACAAAGAGUCUUCUGAGCAUCAAUCGCCGACACAGAGAAUGCUCCUUCUUCUUGUACAAGCACUGAUGAAAUUUGCCUCUGCAUUUUAUGUUGGAGUGCAUCAAAAACAACUGGGAUGCAAGCCCUGCGUCAGUCUGGCUGUGGGCCAAGACGAGCUAAUUUCUUUGGCUCUGCUUCGUAUAUUUUGCAUAACAUGA